Dentiscutata erythropus is the source of this 395-nucleotide messenger RNA. The record is from the annotation of a GenBank genome assembly. Lineage: Eukaryota; Fungi; Glomeromycota; Glomeromycetes; Diversisporales; Gigasporaceae.
AUCAUACUUAUCUCAAGAAGCUUCUGAAAAAAUUUCUUCUCAUAAAAUCCUUAAAAGAACAUUAUCAGAAGAAACCUUUAUAGAAGAAGGCAUGCAAGGAACUUUUGAAAGGACAUUAUCAGAAGAAACUCUUGUAGAGGAGCUAAAUGGCGAGAAUUAUCAAUCAGAAGUAGUGCCAAAAAAAAGGGCAUUAGAUGAUUCCGAUUCACAAUCUGAAGAAAUUUUUAAAGCCACCAAAUGCAAUAAUAAUGAUAGUCCAAGAUGUUUUUCUGCUCCAAAACUCACAAUGCUAAUGGUUCUAGGAGAAAAAGGUUCAGAAAGUUCAGGACUGCGUAAACAGUUGCAAAAGCAACAAGAGAGACUAUAUUAUAGUAAAGCAGAUUCGAGAGCCGAAA